GGGAGCGGUGGGCGCCGCGCACCGAGCCCUGCCCGGCCGGCCCCCGCCUGCCCAGCAUGUCCGUAACAGAUCAAGCCUUUGUGACCCUUGCUACUGAUGAUGUGUACUGUCAAGGUGCUCUCGUUCUCGGACAGUCAUUGAGGAAUCAUAAGACAUCCAGAAAACUGGCAGUUCUAAUUACUCCAGAGGUUUCCAGUGGGAUGAGGUCAGUCCUCAGCAGUGUAUUUGAUGAAGUGAUCGAGGUGAGCGUGCUGGACAGCGCUGACUCAGUCCACUUGGCUCUGAUGCAGAGGCCAGAGCUGGGUGUAACCUUCACUAAGCUUCGUUGUUGGACUCUCACUCAUUACAGCAAAUGUGUCUUCAUGGAUGCAGACACUUUGGUACUUUGCAAUGUUGAUGAGCUGUUUGAUCGAGAAGAGUUUUCAGCAGCUCCUGAUUCUGGCUGGCCUGACUGCUUCAACAGUGGUGUGUUUGUGUUCCGACCCUCCUUGAAGACCUACAGGCUGCUGCUCCAGUUUGCUGCUGAGCAUGGCAGCUUUGAUGGAGGCGAUCAAGGCUUGUUGAACAGCUUCUUCAGCAACUGGGCAACAGCAGAUAUAGGCAAGCACUUGCCUUUCCUCUAUAACUUAAGCAGCAGCUCUGUAUACACCUAUGUUCCUGCUUUCAAUCAUUUUGGUAGAGAUGCCAAAGUUGUUCACUUCUUGGGAGCAACAAAGCCCUGGAACUACAAAUACAACCUUCAAACAAAGAGAGUUAUGCAGGAUGACACCACUGCUGAAUCUUUUCAUCAACUGUCAUUUCUUGCCCUCUGGUGGAAUAUAUACAGUGCCAGUAUAUUGCCUUUGUUGGAAAAACUUCAAAAGAUGGAAGAAUCAGAAUCUGAGGAAUGCAAGCACUCUUUCAAUGGAGUUGAAGUUACCCUGAAGAAGGUCAGUCCUUACGUGGCCAGUUCACUGCCUAAGCCUGAGCUCCCAGAGCAGACGAAUGAUGUAAAUCCCUCAGCACGCUCACCCGAGGAACUUGCUUCCAGAGCUCGACCUGUAUGUGAAGUCGAACCAAGAGAUUCUAACGUCCGUCUCUCUGAGCCUGACAGACCUUCAGAACAACCUGUAUUUCAACCUGCAUUUCAGGAAACCUCAGAAAUGAACGAGGUUGCACAUUCUAUUUCAGAGCUGUCUAUUCACUUCAUACCAGCAAAACCAAGUCCAGAAGAUGAACGGAGAAAAUGGGAGGAGGGGCGCAUGGACUAUAUGGGGAAAGAUGCUUUUGAACAUAUCAAAAAGAAGUUGGAUGCAUUUUUACACUAAGGGUGUAUUGUUAUGCUCAUCAUGAUAGAUUUCUUUAUAAAUGCAAUUCUUGAAUACUUGGCUGUUUUUAACCUGUUUAGCUGACACCAGGUAGAGGUUAUUAUGGAUCCUCAUAUGUUCUUGGGGGGCCUUAACAGAUACAGAAUCUUUUGGUUUUUAACUGAUGAAUGUGCCUCAACUUUAUUGUUACUCGUGUCUCAUCUUCACUGUUCUCACAGAGUGCCUUCUAAAGAAUAAUGAAUGGUACUUUUCUGAGUAUGAACUCCCAUGUAUUGAUUACUCUUCCCUGGUGCACCCCAAACAUGUAGGAAACAUGUUGGA
Ficedula albicollis (Collared flycatcher) is the source of this 1628-nucleotide messenger RNA. RefSeq names its product glycogenin 2 (gene GYG2). Bases 57 to 1307 code for a protein of 416 amino acids. Gene Ontology annotation, cellular component: cytoplasm. The transcript has 9 exons. Gene Ontology annotation, molecular function: glycosyltransferase activity. The record is from RefSeq and is a predicted model, not a curated record. Lineage: Eukaryota; Metazoa; Chordata; Aves; Passeriformes; Muscicapidae.